UCGGCACGGAAGUGACGUAGAAGGCAGGCGGCCAUCUUUCCGCGGGAGCAACUUUAACUGAGCACUCCGCUGGGGCAAGAGUCUGUGGGGCUGCGGCGUUUGUGCGCAGAUAUUUUUUGUGUCCUCUCAGUCAAGUAUGUCGGAGGAAAUCGAGGAGACCAAGACAUCGGAAGAGGCAACCGGCGCGGAGCAGCGGGAGAUGGAGGACAAGGUGAUCAGUCCAGAGAAGGCAGAGGAGGCCAAGCUGAAGAAGCGGUAUCCCAACCUGGGAGCUAAGCCGGGAGGCUCAGAUCUCCUGAGGAAGCGACUCCAGAAGGGGCAAAAAUACUUUGACUCGGGUGAUUACAACAUGGCCAAGGCCAAAGUAAAGAACAAGCAGCUGCCCGCGGCCGCAGCUGAGAAGACUGAGAUAACGGGGGACCAUAUACCCACUCCCCAGGACCUGCCCCAGAGGAAGCCGUCCCUGGUGGCCAGCAAGCUGGCUGUCUGAUGCACAGCCUGGCGGAGCUGCUUUCCUCCGCCCUCUGCGCUCUAACCACGCUGCCCUGCACCUCCAUGCUCUCUCAUGUUGGUCUCCUUCCUGAUUUCCCCUCCCGUCCCUAAUUUCCUAACCAUAACCUUCCAGAAGACUUGGAUUGGUACUGAGUGGCUGAGGAAUCCCAGGCAGGACUCUUCUAGUAGCUUAAAAUGUACUGUGGUGUAAGUGACUGCAAGUGUGUGUAUACAGCUGGAGAUAACGUUUUAGAAGGUUUUACAUUUUACUGUAUCAUUCCUUGUCUCUUUUUUUUUUCCCCUUAAAUUAUGGAGUUAUGUGCUUGAACAGUUUGCUGUAACUCUGUGUAACAUCCCAGAUUUCAUCCUAAAGGCACUUUUUUUUAAUAUGUAUAAUGUACACUUAAAGAACAGACCAAAAGAAUUGCUUGCUUGGGGUUAAAAUGAGUGUAUGGGAGGCUGGAUUGAGAGAUGCUCUUUGUCCACCUCUGUCAGAUUGUAAAAUGGCCUUAAACUCUCAUUCAGCUGUCUUGGUCAUGCGCUUCCCUGGACAAUGUUUGUCUACCACUGAGAUCGUCCCUGAGAAACAAGUCAAGCGUGUGCUAAAAACUGACCCGAGACCAGGCCUGCUGAGGUUUUGUUUAACUCACUACAUGAAAGUAUGCACGUGCAUUUGACUGUACUGUCACUUUGGUGCCAUUUUGUUUUGUAAAUAAAAUAGUUUUGCAUAAA
Brienomyrus brachyistius is the source of this 1224-nucleotide messenger RNA. Its product is annotated as cAMP-regulated phosphoprotein 19-A-like. Gene Ontology annotation, molecular function: protein phosphatase inhibitor activity. Gene Ontology annotation, cellular component: cytoplasm. The coding region runs from base 137 to 490 and encodes 117 amino acids. The transcript has 3 exons. Lineage: Eukaryota; Metazoa; Chordata; Actinopteri; Osteoglossiformes; Mormyridae. The record is from RefSeq and is a predicted model, not a curated record.